Messenger RNA from Brugia pahangi, 261 nucleotides. The record is from the annotation of a GenBank genome assembly. NCBI's taxonomy places the organism in Eukaryota, Metazoa, Nematoda, Chromadorea, Rhabditida, Onchocercidae.
AUGGCUGAAGAUUGGCCGAGUAUGUUCACUUAUCCAAAUUGCCAUGGUUUUCCCAAAGCUCCGACUGAUCAUUAUGAGAGUGCUUUGGUACUUCGGCCGACUAAAUCAGGCGAAGAAGUUUGGAAAGAUUUCAACACUCAUUUCUAUGGAGAGUGCCACGAGUACUAUCACAAGAUUAUGGAUUUUGUGGAUAAAUCCGUUAGACGAAUACAAAGGAUUUUCAAAGUUUGUUUUGGUGUGGCUAUCAAGGAUAGCACAUAA